Coffea arabica (coffee) is the source of this 1370-nucleotide messenger RNA. Its product is annotated as polyubiquitin. Gene Ontology annotation, molecular function: protein binding. NCBI's taxonomy places the organism in Eukaryota, Viridiplantae, Streptophyta, Magnoliopsida, Gentianales, Rubiaceae. The record is from RefSeq and is a predicted model, not a curated record.
CUUAGGUGCCCCGGAUCCAAAGCGAAUCUACCGACUUGCAAUUGCGUGUCGCUUACGGUUUUGGGUUUUCCCAGACGUCAAUGCUGACCAGCUCUGGACUCCUCAAAACUUGUAUAUAAUACCCUCAUCUUCCUCCCUUCUCCCACUCAUUCAUCGAUCCUUGUUCAAAUCCUCUCUCAAAUUCGUCAAUCAAAAGCCUUCACUGCUAUUCUGUUUCUUCUCUCACAAGAUGCAGAUCUUCGUGAAAACCCUAACUGGAAAGACCAUAACCCUUGAAGUUGAAAGCUCUGAUACUAUUGACAAUGUCAAGGCCAAGAUCCAAGACAAGGAGGGCAUCCCUCCGGACCAGCAAAGGCUGAUCUUUGCCGGAAAACAACUCGAGGAUGGUCGUACCUUGGCUGACUACAACAUUCAGAAGGAAUCCACCCUUCAUUUGGUUCUGCGUUUGAGGGGAGGGAUGCAAAUUUUCGUUAAGACUCUCACUGGGAAGACAAUUACCCUUGAGGUCGAAAGCUCUGACACCAUUGACAAUGUCAAGGCCAAGAUCCAAGACAAGGAGGGCAUCCCUCCGGACCAGCAAAGGCUGAUCUUUGCCGGAAAACAACUCGAGGAUGGUCGUACCUUGGCUGACUACAACAUUCAGAAGGAAUCCACCCUUCAUCUGGUGCUCAGGCUUCGUGGGGGAAUGCAGAUAUUUGUAAAGACAUUGACAGGAAAGACCAUCACUUUGGAGGUGGAGAGUUCUGAUACAAUUGACAAUGUGAAGGCCAAAAUUCAAGACAAGGAAGGAAUCCCACCGGAUCAGCAGAGGUUGAUUUUUGCUGGUAAGCAGCUUGAAGAUGGCCGUACUCUUGCGGAUUACAACAUUCAGAAGGAGUCAACUCUUCACCUGGUGCUGAGGUUGAGAGGUGGAAUGCAGAUAUUUGUAAAGACUUUGACUGGAAAGACCAUCACUUUGGAGGUGGAGAGCUCAGAUACCAUUGACAAUGUGAAAGCUAAAAUACAGGAUAAGGAAGGUAUCCCACCUGACCAGCAGAGGUUGAUCUUUGCUGGUAAGCAAUUGGAGGAUGGAAGGACUUUGGCUGAUUAUAACAUCCAGAAAGAGUCCACACUCCACCUUGUCCUGCGUCUUCGUGGUGGCUUCUGAAUGUUGAAGGCUGUCUUGCUAUUGGAAGUUACAUAAUCCUGUUAAUAAUUUGCUUUGCUUGUGUCUCUUUGCUGCCCAAGUCAUGGUGACUGGCUUUUUAAAGCCUUUGUAAUUUUCGUUGUGGGAUUGGAUGGUGGUGUUAUAUUGUUUGCUGUGAUGGGAUUUUAUAGUGGUGUUAUCUGUUGCCAAAUAAAAUCGAGGACUUCUAAAAGCUUUUGUUAAA